Molecule: messenger RNA, 1623 nt
Organism: Gossypium arboreum
Lineage: Eukaryota; Viridiplantae; Streptophyta; Magnoliopsida; Malvales; Malvaceae
Product: proline-rich receptor-like protein kinase PERK1
Exons: 7
Coding region: 1-1530 (509 amino acids)
Biological process (GO): protein phosphorylation
Molecular function (GO): protein kinase activity; ATP binding
Source: RefSeq, a predicted model, not a curated record
AUGAAAAAAUUUGAUGUCAUAUACCUUAUUUUAUGUCAUUUAUUUAUUUUAGAUGAUACUCAUGGUGGUCAACAUAAUAAAGGGCAACAAAAUCCACCAGAUUCAGAACCCAAUAAUCAAGGGCAACAAAAUCCAACAGAUUCAGAACCCAUUCCUCCACAGUCUCCACCACCGAAAUUUCCGUCGCCGGAACACUCUUCGACAUCUUUAAUACCAUUGCUUCCGCCGCCUCCACCCCCUUUUACGUGCAACUUUGGAGGUUUCGACACUAAUAUAGAUUCAAUUCCUGAAAACCCAUUCCUACCGACCGCACCUAAAAUUGCAUUAAGUCUCUCAAAUAGAAUGUUUACCUACGAGGAACUAGCAACGGCAACAAAUGGCUUCUCCGAUGCCAACCUUAUAGGACAAGGUGGUUUCGGGUACGUUUAUCGAGGAAUAUUCGUCGACGGGAAAGAAGUGGCGGUGAAGCAACUGAAGGUCGAAAGCAGGCAGGGGGAGAGAGAAUUUAAAGCGGAAGUUGAGAUCAUUAGCCGCCUUCAUCAUAAACAUCUUGUCUCGUUGGUUGGAUAUUGUAUAUCCGAGACAACGAGGAUGCUUGUUUAUGAGUUUGUUCCAAACAACACUUUGGAGUUUCACUUGCAUGGAGAUGGACGACCUAUCAUGGACUGGUCAACUCGAAUGAAAAUUGCUUUAGGAUCUGCAAAAGGACUAGCAUAUCUUCAUGAAGAUUGUCAUCCAAAGAUCAUUCAUCGUGAUAUUAAAGCAGCUAAUAUUCUUUUGGAUUUCAAUUUCGAAGCUAAGGUUGCUGAUUUUGGACUAGCUAAGUUUUCAUAUGAUGUUAACACUCAUGUCUCUACCAGAGUGAUGGGUACUUUUGGGUAUUUGGCUCCUGAGUAUGCUUCAAGCGGAAAACUCAUGGAUAAAUCAGAUGUUUUCUCGUUCGGAGUUAUGAUUUUGGAAUUAAUUACCGGACACAAACCGGUUGGCUCUUCUUACAAAGAAGACAGUUUAGCUGAUUGGGCAAGACCUUUGCUCACAAAAGCUUUAGAUGAUGGGAGCUUCGACUGUUUGGCUGAUCCGAAAUUAGGAAGGGAAUAUGACCACAACGAGAUGGUUCGUAUGGUUGCUUGUGCUGCUGCUUGUGUUCAACUUUCAGCUCGAGAUCGACCACGAAUGAGCCAGAUAAUCCGAGCUUUAGAAGGUGAUGUAUCGAUGUCCGAUCUUAACGACAGUGCAAGUCCCGAACAUAGCAAUAUCCACAGCUCUCAUGAAAACUCAGACAUCCAUACAAGCCAGCACAACGAAAACACAGAAGAGUCCAAGAGAAUGGUGUUGGACUCUCAAGGAUACGGUGCUAGUGUCGAGUACAGUGAACCAAGCACUGAAUACGGUUCUAACCCUUUCAUCUCUAUCAAUGAAAGUUGCUCGAAUCAACCAGGAAACGAAACCCUUUCUAGCUCCAGCAAUGAGAGAUCAGACCAGCCAGGAAACAGAAGCGGUAAGGAUGAAGAAGAACAGCUGAAGGUGUAGCUCAAAUUUCAAUCUCUUUUAUAAUGCCUCAUUUUUUUUUGUAAAGUUCCCAUUGGCAUGCUUUUGAAUAAGACAACACAAAUUUUCAUUUAA